Solea senegalensis (Senegalese sole) is the source of this 3338-nucleotide messenger RNA. It is a transcript of the gene mov10a, whose product is annotated as Mov10 RISC complex RNA helicase a. Lineage: Eukaryota; Metazoa; Chordata; Actinopteri; Pleuronectiformes; Soleidae. The record is from RefSeq and is a predicted model, not a curated record. Gene Ontology annotation, molecular function: 5'-3' RNA helicase activity; RNA binding. Bases 209 to 3199 code for a protein of 996 amino acids. The transcript is spliced from 22 exons.
GAUUUUUUGUUCGGUGACGGAAAAGAAGUCGUGUCCUCCCAUCUCCACUUCCACAGCAUCGCACACGCAACACAUAUCUCUCGCUCUCUCUUUCUCUCUCGCGCACACACACACACACACACACACAGGGCUGCUCCCAGCUGUGUUUUCACAACAAAUAAAGUCUCAACUUUCAUAAAAGUAACGGAAUUAAGUUCUCGUUUCGACCAUGCCGUCGUCCAAAGCGCUCGAAUAUGGACGGGACUUCUUUGACUUUUUGGGGGACAGAAGGUCCAUCACUCACGAGAUAGAGCUGAAGAGAAUCUACGACUUUGAAUUCAUGUGCAGAAGAGGAAAUGAAGGCCCCCAGUUCUCCACUGUUAUUUCUGCUCUUUUGAAGGCAAAGAAAGCCUAUAAAACCGAGGGGAGAAUCUACUUAAAUGACAUUAAGGUCCAAGUGAACUAUGACCAGUGGCGGAGGAGGCCCCGGGCCUCUCAGUCACACAGCUCCAGCACUCAGAGCACAGCCAUGAUGCCUGCAGCCUCCUCUAACUCCCCGACCCUUAUGGCCCCUGUGCUGACCUCUGAAAAGAAGCUGGCUGCAGAAGUCCUUCACAAGUUAAAAACUGAGAAGAAAACGCUGAAAGCUAACAAGGGGGGCAUUGAGAUCACCUCAGACCCUGAGGAGAAGUUUGGGAGGGUUCGGCUCACUGUUGAUGGUCUAGGAGAGUACGUCAUCAAGUUCCUCAUCGUGAACAAGGGCGCAGACUCUGUCCACUUCACCUUAUACACUGUCCUGCAUCAGCUUCGCUGUUUUACUCUGAAGGGUAAGAGUGUGACCAGGGCCGCUCCACUGCUCCUCUGUUCAGGUGAGAGCUAUGAAGUUGAGGUUUGGUGCAAGCUUAAGGAUUAUGGAUAUUUCCCGACCACAAUUUACUUCGAGUUCUGCCCCAGUGUUGCACAGUCUGCGCACUUCUGCAUUGUGAGAGAGAUUGCAGUUGGUGCCAGGACCAGCCUGGCUAAGGAGCUGGGGUCUGUGGUUCCUUACAAACCACAUGAGGUGAUCAAACACAAGCCAGUCAAGAAGACCUUGAUAGAAGAGGGAGUACCUCCUGAAUAUUCUGGUGUGUAUUGUUUAAUGGAAAUGAAAUUAGGAUCCUACAGGUGUCCGCAUUAUCUGAAAGAACUGGCUAAACAAAGGUUGGAGGACUCCAGUUAUCUCUCUCCAACUGCAAAACGGAAUCUUCAAUCAGUGAGGAGCCUCCUCCAGUCUUCCCUCGAGAUGCAGAACUACAGUCAAAGGUUUCACCCGCUGCUUCACCUGGAGGAGUUACAGAUGGAGGUGGACAUUGGAAAAUAUGACCUCCACGAUCAAACCAUGAGUCUUGACCCAAGAAACAGAGAUCUGGUUACACUCAAUGUUCCUGGCGUCGCAGAGAAGCGUCCAUCUGUAUUUCGAGGAAGCUGUGUGAGGGUGUCCAAAUCUCAGGACACGGAGCAGCCAGUCAUUGCAUACACUGGAUAUAUUCACAAAGUAGAGCUUGACACUUUGAAGCUGGGCUUCUCAAAAAGGUUUUUGCAGAUAUUCAGGGACGACAUCAAGUUUGACGUGGAGUUCGUUCUCCACCGUUUGACCUUGAAGCUGCAGCAUCGCGCGGUGGACUUGGCACAAAAACAUGGGCUCGGAGAGGUGCUCUUCCCAUCUGGUCCAGCAGUCACUCGUCUCGCCUUACCUAAACUCAGCUUGUUUAACCAUCAGCUCGAAAACAACCCAGAGCAAUGUGCUGCGAUCCAGCACAUUGUAGCCGGAUCAUCUAAGCCAGCUCCUCAUCUGGUGUUCGGGCCGCCUGGAACUGGAAAAACGAUGACUCUGGUUGAAGCCAUUCAUCAGGUCAGCAAGGCAGACUCAUCAGUCCACAUCCUCGCCUGCACACCCCAAAACGCUGCAUGUGAUGAACUCUGGCAGAGACUGAUUCCGCCCAUGGGUCCUCACAAUGUUUACCGUCUAUGCGCCUUAAACAGAGACCUAAGCAGUGUUCCGAGGCAACUAUUGACAUAUUGUAACUGGGAUCAGAGUAAGGAUGGCUUUGUUUUUCCUAAAAAAGAAGUUCUGAUGAAACACAAAGUCAUAGUCACCACUAUGCUCACAGCUGGCAGACUUGUGUCGGGAGGCAUCCCGGUCGGCCAUUUCACCCAUGUGUUUGUGGAUGAAGGAGGCCAGGCAGUCGAGCCAGAGUGUGUCAUUGCUGUCGCAGGUCUGCUGGAUCCAGGGAAGGGUCAGUUGGUGCUGGCAGGAGAUCACAAGCAGCUGGGACCGAUCAUUCACUCUCCUCUUGCUUUGAAUAAUGGACUCGGGCUUUCUCUGCUCGAGAGGCUGAUGAAAACCAACACGUUAUAUGAGAAAAAUCAAGACUCUGGACACUUUGACAGCCGCUUUGUCACCAAACUGUUACGAAACUACAGGUCUCAUGGUGCCUUUCUGAAAAUCCCCAAUGAGCUCUUUUAUGACAACGAGCUACAGGAGUUUGCUGAUAGGGAGGAAUGUCAGGCUUACUGCAAGUGGAGACACCUUCCACAGGAGGGUUUCCCAUUGAUCUUCCACGGUGUGAUGGGGAAAGAGGAGAGGGAGCACAGGAGUCCAUCUUGGUUCAACGUGACAGAGAUCGACGUUGUGGUGGAUUACCUCAUUAAACUGAAGAAAACACAAGGAGAGAACGGUCUGCCCAACCUUCAUGCAAAAGACAUUGGCAUCGUCGCGCCUUUCAGAAAACAAAUUGAGAAAAUCAAAAAAGCCUUACAGUCUGCACCAGGACUGAGGAAAUGGACCGAAGUCAAAGAGAUCAAGGUGGGUUGUGUGGAGGAGUUUCAGGGACAAGAGAGGAAGAUCAUCAUCAUCUCCACUGUCCGCAGCAGCGACAACUACGUCAAGAUGGACAAAGAUUUCAACAUUGGAUUCUUGUCAAAUGAAAAGAGGUUCAACGUCGCUGUGACGAGAGCCAGGUCUCUGCUGAUUGUUGUGGGAAACCCUGUGAUCCUCAGCAAGAACCCUACCUGGAAGACGUUCAUCAGCUACUGUGUGAGGCAAAAUGGUUACAGGGGAAUUGAGUUCCAAGACAAGGGUGAAGAUGAUGUUCUGCAUCUCCUGAUGGUUCUGAAAAUCCGUGUGGACAACAAUCCUGUAGCUGAUGAGAAGUCUGUGCAGCAACUCUGUCAGCCUUAAAAUCUCCUCCAGGAAACCAACACAAAACUAUCUGCAGUGAAAUCAAGUUGUUAUUCGAUCAGAUUGGCGUGGACACAACACUGGUAUCUGCUUUUUAUGAAUAUACAUACAUAUAUAUAUAUAUAUAUAUAUAUAUAUA